AUGCCAUCCUCCUUUGUUUAUACCCUUCCCGCAUUCCAGGAUACGUUUUCCCCGACCCCGAUUCCCACAGCUGAUGGCUUCGGCAGAGGCCUGCAUGAGGGAACCACUUCAAAAUCUCCCACGGGCCCAGAUUCAAGUUCAAGUUCGGGCACUGCCGUACCUGCUGGUGUUUGGUUCUCGACACCACACCCAAUUACUAUCCAACCAAUGCCGACAGUUGGUAACAAUAACGAAAACAACAAUGAGAGUGACGACGACGAUAAUGAUUGUGAUGAUCCUGUUACGGCUUCGGCGUGUACGACUGAAUGCGAGGAGUCCGUUGCAUGCAGCGCCAGAGACACAAGAACAAAUACUGCCGCCACAACACAUUAUCCUGUAACAAAAACAAUCAUGACUGGCUUCUACGAUAUAGAUCCGACGCCUACAAACAUCAAUUACGAUGCCAUCGCUUCUUCUAUCAGCGAAGCCGGAUUGAAAUAUUACGGCUCCUUGCAAUCAACCACUACAACAACGGUAACAGCGUCGCCCACAGCAAGCAUUUCUACCAUUACCUCCGUCAUAGUGGUGACACCAACACCAACACCAGUGGCACCUCGAGCAAUCUGUUUCGUGCACGAUGACACUCUUUGGUUUGAAUUCCAGAUAAUUACUAACAGCUUCGAAAGCGAUUUGGGUGCGGCCCUGAAAAAGCAAGAAAGUGGAUGUGGUGCCCUACUUGAUUGGAAGGCAUCCGAUGUCAUUAUCCCUGAGUCACAUGGGGAUUGGAUGGGGACAAGGGAGUAUAAAUUUACGUUGCCAACGACAAUUAAGGCUGGGUGUGUGGAGAGAGCUAUUGCUAGUGCUGGGGGACCUAGUGGACUAUCUUGUGAUGAAGUUUAG
This is a messenger RNA of Botrytis fragariae, 879 nucleotides long. RefSeq lists its product as uncharacterized. The record is from RefSeq and is a predicted model, not a curated record. The coding region runs from base 1 to 879 and encodes 292 amino acids. The transcript is spliced from 3 exons. NCBI's taxonomy places the organism in Eukaryota, Fungi, Ascomycota, Leotiomycetes, Helotiales, Sclerotiniaceae.